Messenger RNA from Caenorhabditis elegans, 1364 nucleotides. RefSeq names its product Deleted in malignant brain tumors 1 protein-like (gene clec-5). The transcript is spliced from 4 exons. The record is from RefSeq and is marked reviewed. Lineage: Eukaryota; Metazoa; Nematoda; Chromadorea; Rhabditida; Rhabditidae. The coding region runs from base 41 to 1300 and encodes 419 amino acids. Gene Ontology annotation, molecular function: carbohydrate binding.
UUAAAAGGAAUAGAUAAGAAGAUUAUUCAUUCUUUUCAUGAUGAGAGAGCUUCUAGUUCUUCUCUCACUUUUUGUUUUCUCUGCCUUUGGAGCACAACCGCUGGUUUGCACAAAUGGAUUCACAUUAAUUAACAAUAAAUGUCUACGAUUGUUUUCCACGCCGCUUGGUCACACUGCUGCUGAGAGCAAAUGUACGGAGUACGGAGCAACCCUGGUGACUGUAAAGAAUGCAAUUGAUAAUCGAGCUAUAUCAACAAUUGCUGCCAGUUCAGUUUCCCUCCUAUGGAUAGGACUUUACUGUUUUGACAAUGACGUGACCAAAUGUUUGUGGGAUGAUUCUACUGGUUCUGCUGAAAUGUACAACAGUUUUGCAAGUGGUUUUCCACUUGUUGAUAUCGGAAAGUGUGUUUACUACUCUACACAAGGAUCGUUGGCAGGUAAAUGGCUGAAUGGAAACUGUGAAUCGGACCCGAGAGCAUUUGUCUGUGAACUGCCAGCUACUCAUGCAGACAAUUGUACAUACAAUUACAAUGGACAUUGUUUCACGCUUCAUACGGAACGGAAUACUUUUGUGCAAGCUCAGGCAAUUUGUGAACAAGAAUGUGGAAAUCUUGCCUCAAUUCAUUCUUCUAACGAAAACCGAUAUUUAAGUUCAAUUAUGAGUUCAAUUAUGAACUUAUCGAAUUCCAGUGUAUAUAUCGGUGCGUCGUGGCCGUCAUCGUCUGUAUUCAAUUGGUUGGAUGGCUCUAACUCUGAUUACACUAACAUUGAUCAAUCGUUUGGUCAUGGAGGAAACUGUGCUCUUUUAUCGAAUUAUCAACCAAGUGUAGUUCCGAUGGGUUAUUGGUUUAGCUUCCCAUGUACUGCCGCUGUGCCUUUUAUCUGUAAAAGAUCAGCUGGCAUCAAAUGUUCUGGCACUCCACCACCAGUAACAGUAACCCCGGUUCCUUCCAAUCCAUCAUUUUGCAAUUCUACACUUCUGAUUGCACCUGGUGUCAUUACAUCUCCAAAUUAUCCGAGCAACUACGACAAUAAUCAAUUCUGCUCUUAUCAUCUAUCAACACUCGGAUCUUAUCGAGUGCUUCUCCAUUUUUCAGCGUUUGCCACAGAGGUAAACUUUGAUCUCGUUGUGGUCUACAAUGGAGAAUCAGCUAGUAGUUCACAAAUAGGAAGGUAUAGUGGAAGUUUGGACCCGUUCAGUGUAGUUUCAACUGGAAACAACAUGUUUGUGACAUUUAAAACAGAUGGAAGUGGUGUUGCUCAAGGUUUCAGUGCUAGAUUCACAUCUUUCACACUAUGAUUGUUCUGGAUUUAUUCAAUAAUAAAAACUUGAUUUUUUCAAAGCUUCUCAUAAACCUCUCAAU